AUGCCUUGCUUCAAAGGGCUGGCAGUCAGCAUCCACACCCCGGAUGGCCCCAUAGCAGAGUUCUCCGUGCAACGUCAGUCUCGCCAGUCCCGGAUCGCUUGCUAUAUUCCCGUCCCAGCACCCAAAAUUACUGAGUCCGGAAAAGCCCAACCAUCAACAUUUGCCGUAUCGAUUACGCUUCUGAAUGCCGGACAGAGUGUUCCGUAUUCGACACCCAAACCUACGCCUGACAAUCCGAACCCGAAGCCACAACUCGUCGGCGUGAGUGAGACGGACGAAAAGGGACAGACACAUUGGAUAAAUCCUUAUCUCCCACUGACAGGAUCCGUGAAUGAAACGGUUGCCGCUUACAUCUACUUCGACGGACGACAGAAGGAAGAAGUCGCUACAUUAUUGCGUCGCGGAGAGGAGACAUGGGUUAAUUCCCGAUGGGUCAGCGUUCCUGACUCAGAAGGCGGAGGACUCGCUGAACGAGAGUUCUUGUUCCGGGAGGUCGGCCUCGAGAGAUGGUUGAACGGGUUAGACCUAGAAGGCAAGGAUGCCGCAGCCAAGAUUGAACGACGCAGACAAAAGAUGGAGAAACGGAGAUUGCUCAGAGAAGCGCAAGACAAUGGCGACAUGGAAAUGGAGGGUGAAUCUUCUACGAAACGGGAUAAAGGUAUAAUGCGAUAUGGCGCCGAUGCUAAAGCUCCUCUUGAGAAUCUUUCGGAUGAAGAGUUCUCCUCUGAUUCUGACGAUGAUCCAAUUCCCGAAUCCGCGGGUCAGAUCAAAGUUGCAUUGUUCCGAGUGUUGGCAUCUGGAGAGAUUCGACGGGGAGAGUACUCGCCGCAAUUUGACGCACACGACGACGACGAAGAAGGAGGACAGGGAGGUGACGGAAAUGCGGAUGUUGAUCAUACGACUAGCUUUGCGAAGCCCAAGACGCUCGAUCCUACGACAAUCAGUACGCAGACGGUUACUGGUAUUGAUCCUACUGAUAAGCCGUAUGCUGUGUUUACUUUUAUGUACCGUGGCGAACGUCAACUGCAAAAAAUGGGCAUUCUAAAGUCGAAAGCAGUCGAAGAGACUCCUGCAAAGAGAAAAUCAACCGAUUUCUCUAAACUUGCGCCCCUCAAACCCGGUGGUGCUGUUGGAUUUGUGGGCUAUCGCGAAGGCGACAAAGCUAGUUCUUCAAAAGCAGGAAAGAAGUCGAAGAAGAGCAGCGAAAGCGACAUGGACAGCGAUGAGGAUGAGGAUGAGAAAGAUCCCGUUACAGCGAAGGCCGACGAAGAUGAGAGCAAUGAUACUACUCACCUUUCUCCUGAUGACUUGCGUAGACAGGGAGAUUUGGCUGAGGGGGUCAGGAAGAUCAAGUUAAAACGUCAACAUUCAAUGGAUCCCAUGGGAGACAGCACCUCCAACGCCAACACACCUGCAUCAGUAGCGACGCCCCCUGCAGCCACAAAUGAAGCAUCCACACCACCACCACAUGCCUCUGCAUCCGCCCCAGCUCCGGCGGACGCAAAUAUCAACGACGUCCCAAAUAGUCUUCCAGACAACCUAGACAGUGCCGAUUAUGUAGGCAGCCCAAUGAAAAAGGCACGCGCAAGCGUCUCUACAGCCGACGAAGAUGGCCUACGAAAGCGCCUCGGAUCAAAUCUCGCCAACAACAUCAGCGAAAUACUCAGCGGUGAAAAGACAGACUCCCCAACCACAUUCGGAGGGUCUGGAAGUCAUUUCGGUGGCAACAUCAACCCAACAGCAGCCCCGGCACAGCCUAUCAACACACAACAAGUUUCACAAGACGAAGACGAGGAACUUUAA
Molecule: messenger RNA, 1803 nt
Organism: Talaromyces amestolkiae
Lineage: Eukaryota; Fungi; Ascomycota; Eurotiomycetes; Eurotiales; Trichocomaceae
Exons: 3
Coding region: 1-1803 (600 amino acids)
Source: RefSeq, a predicted model, not a curated record